Messenger RNA from Naegleria gruberi, 1477 nucleotides. RefSeq lists its product as uncharacterized. The transcript is spliced from 2 exons. Gene Ontology annotation, molecular function: sequence-specific DNA binding; zinc ion binding. The coding region runs from base 117 to 1274 and encodes 385 amino acids. Lineage: Eukaryota; Heterolobosea; Eutetramitea; Acrasida; Naegleriidae. The record is from RefSeq and is a predicted model, not a curated record. Gene Ontology annotation, biological process: regulation of DNA-templated transcription.
AAAAACAAUCAAACCGCCAAAUCAGAUUUUGAAUCAAAAAACUGAUUACCUUCAAAUAACUAGUAAUAUUAAAUACCCGCGCAUUCCCUUCGUCGUCUCUCAAAUAGUUAUCUACAAUGUCUAGUAGUGCAUUACCACCACCACCACCUGAUUGUUUUCAUGGUCUCUCUUAUUCAUUCCCAAAGAUGACACCAGUGAUGAACGUUGUUGCUCCUCCUCUUUCAUUGCAACCUAAUCUUCAACCUUCAUUGGUCAAUAUUAAAUCCUCCUCAACAUUGAAUCCAAUUCUUACUCCUACAAUACCAAAUCCUCUCACAAUCAAUCCACAUCCACUUCUUCCCGUACCAACUGCUAAUAGUGUUCUCAUUCAAACAACUUCUCAACAUCAUCACGAAGAAAAGGCAUCAGCAGCAAUUACCCACGCUCAUCAAAGUGUCAAUGGAAAUGUUAAGCAAUGUGCAAACUUUAAAUGUGGUACCACCAAAACACCACUCUGGAGAAAAGGCUGGUGUAUUGAAGAAGCAAGUCCAAAGAAUAACUUUAAAGCCAAGACAGUUUUCUUAUGUAACAAGUGUGGUCUUCAUUAUAGAAAAGGUCACUAUUGUAAAGAAUGUUUAGAAAUUUUCAAAGAAAGUGAUAUGAGAAAUGAAAAGCAAUUCUGGCUCAUUUGCACUAACUGCAAUCAAUGGAUCCAUAAAAAGUGCAUGAAAAACCCACAUAAUGAAUCUGGUAGUUAUACUUGUUGCGAAUGUCAAGAAAAUCCAAACCGUACAGUUAAUAACAAACGUAAAAAGACAAAGAAGUCCAAACAAUCUUCAGAUGAAGAAGAAGAAGAAAUUGUGACAAGUCCAUCAACAACUGAAUCAACUCCAAAGAGAAGAGUAGUUGAACAUUUCCCAAGUGAAAAGAUUCCAGUUAUUUCAUCCAACGCAACUCCUCAAUCCCCAACAACAAGUAUUCCAUCACCAAAUCAAUCAACUAACUCCCCUUCCAUGCCAUUCAAAAAGAGGCUAAAGAAUCAACCACCAUCCCCAAUCAAUAUGCAAAACUUGUCUCCAAAAGUAGCUGGAUCAAUGGCUAGAAUUUAUUCAAAGAUUGAUGGUUAUACAACUGAAACAUCCUCACCAACAACUUCAGAAACAGAAGAUGUUGAUUAUUCUCUUGCCUUUUCUCCAAUGACUGGGCAACAACCUGGUGUUUUCUAUUUCCAUCAACCAAUCGAAUCAAAGUCUGCUAUUGAUGUUUUGGCUUCGAUUUGUGAACAAUUACAAUAAUUGAACAAUUCAAUCAUCAAUUACCACAAUUUUAAAGUGUAUAGUGUGACACGACUAAGAAUACGAUGUUAACUGAGAGAGUGACAGUUCAUCAAACCUAAGAGUUUAUUCAUACAUUUUCAAAACACUUUUCUAAUCAACAAACAAUUUUGCCGGCCCUCCUUGUACAAAUCACAAAACAAUAAACAACAAAACAAUUUUCC